GAGUGAUCUGGAUCUUGUGUUCUGACCUAGCGGCAGGUCAAACCUUGAGGCAGAACUGUUCUCAUGACCGCGGCAGCAGCAUCUCAUGUGGACAACGCUUUUACGUCCUUCUCUGCAGGCUCUUCGGCAGCAGGCUGCGGGACGUGAUUGGCUGUUCGAGCCGCUGCUACUUUAUAAAAGUGCUGAUUGCGCGCGUGAGCUUCAGAGUCGGAGAGACGGAGCAGUGGAUACAGUGAGGAGCAGCGGAGGAAGAGGAGGAGGAGGAAACACGAGGAAAACAUCAGAGCAACAUCAACAACAAUCUGAGUCCAAGGAGAAUCAAAGACGAUUAAACGGCUGUCGGAUUAUUGACAGGAAGAAGUCGAGUCGAUAACGUCACUCGACAGAGGAGUUUAACCCAGACCCAAACUCCAGACUUGGUGCGGAGACCGACUGUGUGGUGGAUGCGCAUUUCACGAGUGAAAAAUGCGUCGCUAAGUGUGUUCCAGCGUGUAACUGUCGGCUGCCAUGUGCCUGUGAGUGCGCUAACUUCCCGCUGUGUGAGCCUGAGCCCUCGGUAAACAUGAGGUUCUUGGUUUUUCUGCUGUGUCUCCUGACGUUGGAGGAAGUCACAGCCUCCAGAUACGCCCGGGAUUCACAGACUGGCUCUGACCCCUCUGAGCCCCCCGACACCAACGCCUCCUUCUCAGUGCUGGGCCCAAAGUCCGCCCCACCACAGAGCCCUCCCCCCAUGUGUUUGAAGCCCACGGAGCUCAUGCAAGCCUUCAAGUAUGUCAACACCGUCGUGUCCUGCCUGAUUUUUGUGGUCGGGAUCGUCGGGAAUUCCACCCUGCUGAGGAUCAUAUACAAGAACAAGUGUAUGAGGAAUGGGCCCAACGUCCUGAUUGGCAGCCUGGCCCUGGGGGACCUUUUCUACAUCAUCAGCAACAUCCCCAUCAACAUCUUUAAGCUAAUUGCUAAAGAAUGGCCGUUUGGAGUCUACGUGUGUAAACUGGUGCCGUUCAUCCAGAAAGCCUCUGUGGGGAUCACCGUCCUCAGCCUGUGUGCCCUCAGUGUUGACCGCUACCAUGCAGUGACAUCCUGGAGCAGGGUGAAGGGAAUGGGCAUCCCCGUGUGGAAGACGGUGGAGGUGACUCUGAUCUGGGUGGUGGCGGUGGUGUUAGCGGUGCCGGAGGCGUUGGCCUUUGACCUGAUUGAGUUACCCUACAGAGGACAGAAGCUCCUCGUCUGUCUCCUGCAUCCACAGCAGACCAACAGCUUCCUGCAGUUGUACCAGGAGGCCAAGGACUGGUGGCUGUUUGGUUUCUACUUCUGCUUCCCUCUGGCCUGUACGGCCGUCUUCUACACACUCAUGUCCUGUGAGAUGCUCAGUCGCAAAAAAGUCAUGCGCGUUGCACUCAACGACCACAUGAAACAGCGCAGGGAAGUGGCCAAGACUGUUUUCUGCUUGGUGUUGAUCUUUGCCCUCUGCUGGCUGCCCCUGCACCUCAGCCGCAUUCUGAAGAAGACAGUCUAUGACCCCACUGACCCGAAUCGCUGUGAGCUGCUCAGCUUCCUGUUAGUGAUGGAUUACAUCGGCAUCAACAUGGCCUCCCUGAACUCCUGCAUUAACCCUAUCGCCCUCUAUUUCGUCAGCCAGAAGUUCAAAAACUGCUUCAAGUCCUGUCUGUGCUGCUGGUGCUACAGACGCUCUCCUCUGGACGAACGAGGCUCAGGAGACCACUGGAAGGGCUCCUGUCACGGUAACGGCCUGGACAGUUCCAGCACCCGCUCCAGUCAGAAAUACACCAGCUCCUCGUAAACAAACACACACGCACACACGCACAUACAGACACACACAUACCAACACUGUGGCCGUCGCACCUCUGCUGCCAAACCAAUGAAAACGCAUCAUUGCUGCUGAUAAGAGGGAAAAGGAGGCGUGACAGAAGGGUCAGAGGUCACACCUACAGGACC
Messenger RNA from Cynoglossus semilaevis (tongue sole), 1956 nucleotides. RefSeq names its product endothelin receptor type B-like. Gene Ontology annotation, cellular component: plasma membrane. Lineage: Eukaryota; Metazoa; Chordata; Actinopteri; Pleuronectiformes; Cynoglossidae. Gene Ontology annotation, molecular function: endothelin receptor activity. The record is from RefSeq and is a predicted model, not a curated record. Bases 563 to 1801 code for a protein of 412 amino acids. The transcript is spliced from 9 exons. Gene Ontology annotation, biological process: vasoconstriction; enteric nervous system development; endothelin receptor signaling pathway.